ACGUUUUUAAAAAAGAAUUGUAAUUCGCUACAUUUUAAAUCAUAUCCGUUACUGAGUAAAAAUAAAUUAUAGGCUUAAAACAUUAAAAAUAUUGCGUGUUGCAGCGUCAGAACAGAAAGAGACAACUGCAUGAGCGCCACCUCUAAACCGGGGGGUACACUUGAUAACGAGGACAAACAGCCAUUUUUACCACAGUUUUGCUCAAAAACAUCAGUUCAGUCCCUGUGAUCCACUCGCUGUUUACCUCCUUUUUUUAUAUAUAUAUAUUUUUACUGUGUUUGGCGUCAUUGCGGGUCUUCUGAGUUCAGCUCAUGACACUUUUAGCAUAGAGCUGCAUGCAUAUAAGGGCUGAACGAUUAACUGCAUGUGCAAUUAAAUUGCGAUGUGACAAAAGGAGAUUUUCUAAUCGCCAAGGCUGCAAUUUGGCAGCGAGUGGUUAGCGCAAUGCUAAUAUACGUGGAAAAACCCAUAGGAAUGCUAAUGCUAAUAUCACCGAUUACAUUUUUACAAAUUAUGAAUUAGAAACGUGCCAAAUGAUUACAUUUGUAGUCUAAUAGAAAGUAAAACUACCAUCAAUCCAAUAAGUACAGACAGGUAUUUUAGUAAAGCCAGAAAACUUUUAACUCCAGAGUUUUGGCUAGCAGCUAUGAGCGUAACUGAACUACGCAUGGACAAGACGUCAAAAACAACACAAAAUACUUCAAUAAACGGGACACACUUCUUUCCUUCAAAUUCAAUUUCACAGGUGUUGCUAAUACCUAUGAUCCUUCAAGGGACGUGCUCAAAGAGGAGUUCAACAUUAUGAAUACAAUAUAGUGUUUUAUUGUACAAAUACCAUUAUAAACACAAACGUACAUCUUAAGAAACAUUAUUUUAAUAACGAAACUGCUAAAUUCUUUCCAACAGUAUAGAUGUGUAGUGUAUUUUGUCCGAGUGGGUUUGCCGUACUUUGACGUCAUCGGCAGUCAAAGGACCCCGAGCCGAUCUUGCACCCGAGCAGAUCUUGUACUGGCACCGGUAAUCACCCGGAUCUGGCUAAUGGGGAGCCUAAGUCUCCUCCCCUUCUGGCUGGCUCAUGGGUCCCCGAUCAAAAAAAAAAAAAAAAAAAGAAAACAGAAUGUUAAUGAACUGGGCUAUAAAAGUUAUUUUCUUGUCUUUCUGGGCUUUGCCUUACACCCUGAGUCACAUCUGUCAGGCUUUUCUAAUCCUAGAGUUUCACCGUCUAUCAGAUUUUCUAUCAAAGCUAAUGUAGGAGAUAGCGGUAAGAGACUAUGUUCAUGUUCAGCCUGCAUGAAACACUCAGUGACACGUUAGAAUCAGAAAUAAUUAUUAAAUGUAUUUUUUUCAGUGAGGUUGACCUAUAUAUAUUGACCUACAACAGAUUUGUUAGAUUUCCAAAAUGUGUUCCCACUCUUCCCACCAUUUGUCUUUUCCUUUCUCUUUCACCUCUGUCUCCGUGCCUGGUCGGAAUUACAAAGCAUUCAAAAACAAUAACAAUAAAAUUUGAAGUAUCAGGCGUGACAUUAAAAGCGGACGCUUUGAUGCUCCACCUGAGAAUAAAUCUGUAAGGCUUGUUACCAGCAUUCAUACAUCAAUUCUACUUGCCUCAGAGCCAGACAGGACACGGUUAAAAAAAAAUCCAAAAUGUGUCCCCCCCAAUAUUAAACUCGUUCCUACGCCCUUGCCUUUUACUGUUACCUCGGACCGGGAACGGGCCAGAAGCGCGUUCUUUACGCGCAUAUGCUCGCGCACUAUGUUGUGCGCGCGCGCCGCUCGGCCCCGUGCUGCAGGUAGUAGCUCCGCCCCCUCCGUCCUGGCUGUCGCACAAUAACUGCUGCUGCUCGCGGGGCUCCGGGGUUACAGUCCUUCACCACCUCUGGGGCUACACCGCCGGUUACUCCUCCUCGGCCCACAGUUUUGAAACACCCGGCUAUGAAUCCAGUUCCAGUCUGGAUGAACCGGACACUGCCGUUCCUAAUCAUGUGAAAGUUACGGAUCCACCUUGUCCCGUCCAUCAGGCUCUGUUACUCAUGUCUGGCUUCAGAUCAGUAAAACAUGCAGUCAAUGUUCUCAACCACUCAGAAGCAGAUGUAAACCCAUCCAUCCAUUCUCAUCCUCUUAUCCGGAGUCGGGUUGCGGGGGCAGCAGCCUAAGGCGAGAGGCCCAGACUUCCCUCUCCCCAGCCACUUGGGCCAGCUCCUCCGGGGGAAUCCCAAGGUGUUCCCUGUCCAGAUCUGUGCUGAGUCGGCCCGCACCCGCUGACCUCUGACCCAUGGACGUGAUGAUGAUGACGAGAAAGAAGUCCAAGCUGCAGAUGUCGAAGUGUGACAAGAUGAUUCUCGGAUCACACUGAGGAGCUUUUUGGGGGAAUUCUUGAAUUUUUGGGAUAGAGAAUGUUUUAGUUUUAACUGAAAACUAAACGUGAAAUCUUCCAUUUACUGGAUUGUCAAACUGAAGGAUCCCAAAACACGGAGCAGCUGGAAUAGAAGUGAAAUCCUCUUUCAGAAGAUCUACUGUUGGAACAAAUCAUACUGGAAUGUUUUCUUAAAUCAUUUUAGAGUUUUACUUCCUGCUUGAACAUUUCUGCUCCUUUCUGUUUUCUCUUGUUGGAGUUUUAUUAUAUUUUUGUUUGCAUUCUGUCGACUGGAGGAAAUGGAUCUGUGGCUACCAGAAACAGGAAGCUGAUUCCUAAGGUAUUCCCACAAAAGCAGCAGGAACAUGUCCUGGAAAAGAAACUAUUUUGCAUCCAGCAGAUGUGAAGGAGGGAUGCAAGGGAUCCUGACGCCUCGUACCAUGACAUCCAUUGCUCCCAGUAAGGGGCUGAGCAACGAGCCGGGUCAGAACAGCUGCUUCCUGAACAGCGCCCUACAGGUCUUGUGGCACCUGGAUAUCUUCCGCCGUAGUUUUCGCCAGCUGACUUGUCACAAGUGCAUGGAUGACUCGUGUAUCUUCUGUGCUCUGAAGAGCAUCUUUGCUCAGUUCCAGUACAGCAGUGAGAAAGUUUUACCAUCUGACGCCCUCCGCAGCGCCCUCGCCAAAACCUUCCAGGACGAGCAGCGCUUCCAGCUCGGCAUCAUGGAUGACGCUGCGGAAUGCUUUGAAAACAUCCUGAUGAGGAUCCACUUUCACAUCACAGAUGAGACCAACGAGGACAUCUGCACAGCCAGACACUGCAUCCCCCACCAGAAGUUUGCCAUGACGCUCUUUGAGCAGUGUCUCUGUAGCAGCUGUGGGGCGUCGUCAGACCCACUGCCCUUCAUUCAGAUGGUCCAUUACAUCUCCACCACCUCUCUGUGUAACCAGGCUGUGAAAAUGUUGGAGUCGAGGGAAAAGGCAACUCCUAGUAUGUUUGGGGAGCUGCUCCGCAACGCCAGCAUGGGAGACCUGCGCAGCUGUCCUAGUCAGUGUGGUCAGCAGCUCCGUAUGGCCCGUGUUCUCCUCAACAGUCCAGAGAUCAUCACCAUCGGUCUGGUCUGGGACUCUGACCACUCAGACCUGGCUGAGGAUGUCAUCCACACUCUGGGGACCUGCCUGCGCCUCGGAGAUCUAUUUUACCGGGUGACGGAGGAAAAAGCUCGGCAGUCGGAACUUUACCUGGUGGGGAUGGUCUGUUACUACGGGAAACAUUACUCCACCUUCUUCUUCCAGACUAACAUCAGGCGAUGGAUGUACUUUGAUGAUGCACAUGUGAAGGAGAUUGGCCCCAAAUGGAAGGACGUGGUGUCUCGCUGCAUUAAGGGCCACUACCAACCUCUGCUGCUGCUGUACGCCGACCCUCGUGGGACGCCAGUGUCUGUGCAGGACCUGCCCUCAGGCCUCGACCUGCAGCAUCUGGACCGAGCCUGCUACGACAGCGAAGACUCGGGUCGAGAGCUGUCCAUCUCCAGCGACACUCGAACGGACUCAUCCACCGAGAGCUACUCUGGCCGACAGCCCUCCCACCUGCACCACGAGUCCCUGGCGAGUCACUACUCGUCUGACUCCCAGGGAACUGUCAUUUGCACGGGAAGACCCGACAGAACCAUUCACACCUCACUCUGCAGCCUGGAUACCUUAGGCCACGUGACGGACGGUGAGCAGCACCAGUCACUGAAGAGAGGAGGUGGGUCCAGGGAUAAGAGGCAGACCUCGAACCGGUCCUGGCGAACAAAACCCGACAGCGAAGCCUCAUCAGCUGGUUACCACAGUGAGGGAGAAACUUUAAAUGAGCAGCAGGUUCCUCGUCACCUCCACAAGCUUUCCUCCUCCCUCUCCUCUACCAGUCGCCUCCGAGACUUUAAGGAGACCGUGACCAACAUCAUCCGGCCCCUCUCCUCCUCCUCUUCUUCCUCCCUGCCAGCUGCCUCCUCUGAAAUCUCCAUUUCUGGUCAGCACCUCUCUGCUGCAAAUGCAGCUCUGAGCUCUUCCUCAAGUAAACUGCCAGACUGGGAGGCAGACAGCACAAGCAGCGAGUCCAAGUCCAGCUCUUCUGGAGGAGGUGUGGCAGGGAGGUACCGGCCAGCAUGGAGGCCACGGAGGGAGGCCCUUAACAUUGACACUAUAUUCUGCCGAGAGAGGCGCAGACAGGCAGGAUACAGCCCCCUCGGGUGUCCCCCAUCUGAAGACUCUGGAGCUCUUGACCGUGAAGGAGCAGACAAAUCUUUCACAGUCCAGGAAGAGGUGAUGUCUGUCAGGCCGGGCUCCUCCAAGACUCUGCCCAGCUGCUUCAGAGAAGCUAAGCUUCCUCCUCCUCCUCCCCCUCCCCCCAGGCUGAUUCAGAGGAUAGAGAGUGGCUACGAGAGCAGCGAGAGGAAUAGCAGCAGUCCCGUCAGCCUGGACUUGACCUUGGGGUACAGGGAGUUCGCUGUGAAGAAGCCUUUGUCCUCCUCCUACUCUUCGUCAGGGCCGUCCUGGAAGAACAUCAGGUCCAAGAGCAGUGCCUCGUUGCUGCAGGAGCUCAACUUGUCUAACAUGGAGAGCUCUGCUCCCUCUGCUGGACGUAGUGAGCUGGAUGAGCUGCAGGAGGAGGUUCUUAGGAGAGCAAGGGUGGAGGAGCAGCAGCGACAGCAGGAAAAGGAGAGGGAAGCGGCGCUUGGCUUCAACCCAAGACCCAGCAAGUACCUGGACCUGGACCAGCUGCAGAUCCAAGGUAAAAGUGAUAGCUUUGACAGGUGUGUGUCGGAAGCAGAGCUCUUGCUGGACCAAUCAUUACGUUUGGAGCAGGCGGGUGAAGUUGCAGCGGCGCUGUCGGCCGUCAACGAAGCUGUCUCCAAACUGCGGCUGGUGGCGGCUGAGGGUGGAGCUAGUAGUCACAGCCGACUGCAGCGCUGCCUAAAGAGAGCCCGAAGCCUGCAGCAGCGCAUGCAGCUGCAGCAGCAGAAGCAGCAGCGUGACUCAGAGGCAGACAGAGAGCUGCAGGAGGAGGAGCAGCAGCUCCUGGAACAGCCCAGUGAAAAGCCUUUCAGAGUACUUCUGACAGACACCCAGGACAACCAGUCAGCUGCCAAUCAGGCUCCGCCUCCCAUGACCUGUCUUGUUAAGCCCCUCCCUCCCAAAUCUAUUUUGCUUUUCGAGCCCCUCCCCACUUCUGCAGCAUCCUCACAUACGGAGGACGGCAGAAACCGGAGCCCCUCCCCUUACUUUGGGAAUCCCCUCUGUAACUCUAGGUCUCUCCCUACUUUAUGUGUGGACACAUCCCUGAAAGACUUGGCUGCUCCCCCUCCACCUGAAGAGGAUUGGUCCAAUCCAUCACAAGCACUGCCUCCACCCAAGCCACACCCAUGUACUCCAUCACCUGUUGGUACCAAUGGCAGAUGUCAUAUGAUGAUGGAAGCAGAGCAAUGUUUCACCAGAUAUCCUGAGGACACACUUCCUGAUCCUAGCCACACCCAAAUAUUAGCCCCUCCCUCCCAUCCCACCAGGAAGUGGUCCUGUUUAGCCCUGGACCAGUCUGAUGUUGUGGACUCUUCUGAUCCAGUUCUUAGCUCACCCUUUUAUUCACCGUCAGACUCCCCCAACAAGGCCCCCUCUGAGACCUGGUACAGUCAGACCUCCUCCCUGCCCCACAGUCUGGACUACAGAGCUGCCUUGCCAGUGGAGCGCUGGGCAGAAAAUGUCAACAGGUACUACAGCUCCCAGAAUACAGUGGGAGAUGGAGCAGGGUUGCCUUCGGAUAGCCAGGAGCUCUCAGAGCUGGACACACUGUACCAGGCCAGUCUGCUGGCUCCCAGCAUGCCCCGGGGCCACCGCGGCGUAAGCCCUCAGCCAGCUGGCAGCAGACCAGGUGUGAGGAGGAUGUCAGCAGGAUCUGGCCGGUCCAAAACUCCGACAGCUGAGAUUGAGAGAUGUGCCUACAGAACUCCAGUCACACCUGUGCAGCCGCCUGCAGGUGAAGACGAGAGCUACAGCGCUGAAAACCUGCGGCGUCUCGCGCGCAGCCUGAGUGGUACCGUCAUCGGGUCAAGACCUCGGCACCCUCCACAUGGCUGUGAUCCCCCCCUCUCCAGACCCCCCCUCAGUUACUCAGACCUUCAUUCCUCCCUCCAUCACCCCUCCACCUCCUCCACAGCACAUCACUCCUUCCACCAACUCCACGGCCCCCCAGCUCCACUGCACCCCCACACGCAGCCAUCACGGCCCCCCAGCUCAGGGUUCUCCUCCCAGGGACACUCAGGAGCCCCGAGGCCCCCCCAGCAGCAGUUUGUGGUUGUGUGUAACAGGAGUCCACCUCCCUCGGCUCUCCACAGUGUCGCCCUGAGCUACAGCACUCUUCCUCGGGCUCCCCAUCACACUGCUCCUCCCUCCUCCUCCUGCAAUUCCUCCCUCCCCAGACCCAGAGCUGGUCCUGCUCCCCCACCAGGUCUACAGAGACUCUACGCCACUCUGGCCCCCCAUCAUCUCUCCAUAAACACCUCCAGCACCAACAGGCACCAGCGCCAGGCAUCUCUGCCAGGGAGAGCCAGCGGGAGCGUCGCCUAUGCUCCACAGCGCUCCGGAGGACAGGGAGAUGGAUCUCAACCGCUCCGCCUAGAUAUGCCCCCAGAGACCGACUGGCGGCGCGAAGCCGACUUUAGAAACAGUCCGUACAGCUUGGUUCGGUGCCAUCCGCCCCCUCAGCGGUCCAACAGAGACCCCUACAGAGCCCCCCAGGUCUGUUCGCUCUGCCAGCAUCUUCCCGCUGAGCCGUCAUGCCCGUUCUGCUCAUCCUGCAGAACCCGUCUGUCCAGGCUUCGUCUCAGCAGCAAAUGAUGAAAGCUGCAUGGACUCACUGCGGUGUAGGCUGAUAAGCUUCAGAGGAGCUAGAGCCUCCGACCCAAAGCUGACCUACGGACAGAACUCAGAGAUGGGUCUCUGCUGAAUGGAGACGCAGACAGUUGGACUGGUGGGUCAGAAUAGUCAGACUCAGAGAACUGCAAGGAUGUGUCAGAUUUUUAUUUUGAUUCAAAUUAAAUUUAGAUAAUCUAGAAAUGAAAAGGCUCCUAACCCAAUCUGAUGAUGUCAUUAACACAAAUAAUCAAUGCUAGUUUAUCUCAGUAUUUAUUUGAAAUGUAACUUAAACUGUUAGGAGACUGAAACAGAACGAGAACAUCCUGAUAUUUGAUCUGUUUCAGCCUCUGCAGCAGCAAAAACGACAGCUGUGAGCCUCAUGCUCAGCUGUUCCUGAGUCUCCUGGUUCGGGUCCAGUCCCAGUUAACAUGACUGUCCCUAAAUGGAUCCUGUCUGCUGCUGAAUAUGAAGGACCAGAAGAAGAAUGGACUUCCUGUAUUCUGUCUGGUUAAACCGUCUUUUAUCUUGUUUCCUGUAGGCUCGCGGCUCUGCGUUGUGCGUAGAUGAUCUCAGCUGAACUCACCAGAUCUUUUCUCGUCUUGUUUGGGACGUGCCGCCUUUAGAUUCAAAUUGAAGCUUUAUUUUAACAAGAGUUGCCGCUAAUAUUUAGCAUGAUGUUUAUUCUAGCCUGGAUGUUUUGUUCUUAGGGCGAUGCCUCUGCUGCUCCCAGCUCUGAUUUAGUGCACUUUAGAAGUGUUAAUGGUAGGUUUAUUUUUGGCUUCCUGGGGUCUCCUGUCCCUUCCUGGGAACAGUUUCUGGUUAAACGAUGAAGGAAUAUUAAAACCACACAAGUCCUAGUCCCAUCUUCUCACACCCCACAUACCUGGGCCCUCAUUUAUCAAACAUUUGUAGAAACUGUCCUAAAUUCCUUCCUACGCAUAAAAUUUUGAAUUUUCAUAUGAACAGUCAAACUCCAGAUUUAUGAAACAUGCAGUGACCUCUCGUACGCACGUUCCUCUGCAAACGUCUGAUGAUAAAUCCCACCUGUGCGUACCCAGGUGCUCAUUCUCAGUCAUUUACAUACAGAAACGCCCUCAAUUAACCAUAUUUGGUCAAGCUGCAUCCUCUGCAAUUUAGGGAAUAGGGAGCCUAAGUCUCCUCCCUUUCCGGUUGGCUCAAGGGUCGCUGGAAGAACGAUAAAAUGAAUGCAAGGCAACGGGGCUAAAAGAGCUACUUUCUAAUCCGCUUUGCCUUAGACCCUGGAUUGCACAUGUUGUACUUAUAUUUAAAUGAAAACUAAUGAUGGGUGUUUCGACCACGCCAGUCAUGUACUUUGAGAUUUAUCAGCUUGUAAAAGUUCGUAAUUAGCAUGACUACACAUCAGACAUCGGCAUGUUGCAUGAGUCUUCUACUGAUGAGAGGAUUUCUUCUGUCAGUGGAAGGACCAGGUGAGUUGUUGCUUUAGUUCCUAGAAACUUGUGCCUGGACUGUAGUGACCUCGUCGUCGUCGUCUUCCUCCGCUUAUCCGGGUCCAGGUCGUGGGGGCAGCAUCCCAUCUAGGGAGCUCCAGGCUGUCCUCUCCCCGGCCUUCUCCACCAGUUCCUCCAGCAGAACCCCAAGGCGUUCCUGGACCAGAUUGGAGAUGUAACCUCUCCAACGUGUCCUGGGUCGACCUGGGGGCCUCCUGUCGGCAGGACAUGCCCGAAACAUCUCCCCGGGGAGGCGUCCCGGAGGCAUCCUGACCAGAUGCCCAAACCACCUCAACUGACUCCUUUCGAUCCAGAGGAGCAGCGGUUCUACUCCGAGUCCCUCCCGGAUGUCCGAGCUCCUCACCCCAUCUCUAAGGCCGAGCCCGGCCACCCUACGGAGGAAACUCAAUUUGGCCGUUUGUAUCUGCAAUCUCGUUCUUUCGGUCAUUACCCAAAGCUCAUGACCAUAGGUGAGGAUUGGGACGUAGAUCGACCAGUAAAUCGAGAGCCUGGCUUUCUGGCUCAGCUCCCUCUUCCCCACGACAGAUCGGCUCAGCGUCCGCAUCACUGCAGACGCCGAACCAAUCCGCCUGUCAAUCUCCCGAUCCCUCCUACCCUCACUCGUGAACAAGACCCCAAGAUACUUAAACUCCUCCACUUGAGGUAGGACCUCUCUCCCGACCCAGAGUUGGCAAGCCACCCUUUCACGGUCGAGAACCAUGGUCUCAGAUUUGGAGGUGCUGAUCCUCAUCCCAGCCGCUUCACACUCAGCCACGAACCUACCCAGCAAGAGCUGAAGGUCAGAGCUGGAUGAAGCUAGGAGGACCACAUCAUCCACAAAAAGCAGAGACGAGAUUCUCCUGCCACCAAACUCGACACACUCCACACCACGGCUGCGUCUAGAAAUUCUGUCCAUAAAGGUGAUGAACAGAACCGGUGACAAAGGGCAGCCCUGGCGGAGUCCAACCCUCACUGGGAACAGGUCCGACUUACUACCGGCUAUGCGGACCAAACUCACGCUCCUCUGGUAAAGGGACUGAAUGGCCCUUAACAGAAAGCCACCCACCCCAUACUCCUGGAGCGUCCCCAACCCCGUCCCCCCCCCCAAGGGUGUAGUGACCUGUUAUUUAUAAUAAGUUAAUAAAUACACUAAACCCACAGUACGUGAUAGAAAAUAAGAUUUAUAAAGUCUGAAUAUGUUUUCCCGCAGCUCAGCUCUGUUAAAUAAGCAGAUGGCUGCUUAAGCUGGACAAUAUAUAAGAAGGUGUUCACAGCUAACUAAUCUUUUAUUUAAAAAAGAAUAUUAAUUUUUAUUUUAAUAUUUAAUUUCUAAGGUUUGGAUGUCUGUGAACAUUACAUAUGUUUCUGAUUAGUGUAAAAAAGGUAAUACAAUGCAAGAUAUUCUUAAUAACAGGUCUGGAUGUGGUUCGGUCUGAGGAAUAAAACUCUGCCCUGGGCCUAAAGCCCUACAGAUAGAUUUAGUUUCUAUAAACACCACCAACAAAUAAACAACAACUGGAAUCUGCUUUGUUCCUUAAACUGAAUCACGUAGUUUAGUGAGUUCUGCACGCUCAUACGUUCAACAGCGUCUUUGCCAGCUGAUUGGUUCUUUUGGUAGAUCAGUUCAUUUGGCCCCAGUUAUGUGUCUGCAUACCCCUCCGAAAGUAGUCGUGCCCCUGAUUGGAUUCAUGUGGUUUAUCUGUCGCUCCACAAAGGGUCCCAAAUCACUCCAGAAGAUCUCCUUCAGGGAGAUCAGUGCGCCCACGAAGGACGCGUUCCCUCCAGAGAUCACGCUCUGCCAAAUCCUCCAAUAACAGGAAGACAAAACAAUCUUUCAUAGCGCUUCUCACGCAAAAUCAUGUGGCGCUUCGCAAGGACAAUACAAUGAAUUUUAAAAAAUAAUUAAUGAAAAUAUUUAAAAAGAUUAACACCAUCAUAAAAGUGAGAAGUGUAAUAAUUGUGAUUACAAAAUAACAGGAAAUCAGCCAUUCUACGAUGUCAGAUUCCCGUCAGUCACGGGUGUUUUAGCACCAAUUCUGUGACCGCCAUUUUUACACCAAAAUAAACAUUUAUUAGGUAAAAUAAUUUGUGGAUGACGAACAUGUUGACUGAGACCUUUGCUAUUGUAGAUCCCCCAUUCUACCACUAGAAUCUGUUUGUAAGCAUGGUCUGAGCUCUUAUAUUUAGGAACAUUUCUGAGCACAAGUACCAAUUGGUAAAUACCACACAAUGUGUGAAAUUGUCCUUAUGCUCGAAUUAUGCACAGAUCUGUUAUUAAGCAUGGUUGAUAAAUGAGGGCCCUGGUGUUACAGAUCUGAUCUGAAGGUAAAAGUUGCAUUAAUGUUAGUUCCUCCUCUAAUGCUACCGAAGCUAAACUCCAAACUUCCCCUUAGUUCAAGUUUGUUUCAGAUCAAACAGUGAUGUUUUCAUUGUGUCAGAGUUUCUUUAGUUUUUGCUUUCUGCUUUGCCAGAUAUUCUGUUGAGUUUUGGAAUAUUUUUGAUGCUUAUUUUUCUACAUUGUCCACUAAACUGAGACAAUACGAUGAUUAAAACAUUUGAAGCUCCA
Messenger RNA from Nothobranchius furzeri (turquoise killifish), 11280 nucleotides. Lineage: Eukaryota; Metazoa; Chordata; Actinopteri; Cyprinodontiformes; Nothobranchiidae. The record is from RefSeq and is a predicted model, not a curated record.